GAUGGAGGUUUUUUCACCCAGGGUGCUGUUCGGACGUGUACCUUCUUCGGUUGUUACCCUCGCAUUACAAAAGUUGGAAAAUUUCUGCCGGACAUUUUGAGAAGUAAACCCGUUUUUAAACCCUUUCCAGGUGGCUGCCACCUCACAKAAAGUGCCAAACGAUCUAUUAGUUUUCUGAGAAGGAGCCUAAUUAGUUUACUUGUCGUGGAAAACAGUCUUCGGUGCCAACGAGGCUUGUUUACUUUGGUAUUUGCUUGUAGGAGAGAGAGUUUUUAUUUGGAGUUGAAUGGUCAUGGUCGAUGUCAACUUCCACUUUGUGAGCGACUGUUUCGGUUUACUCAGCUUCUGUUUCAUGCAUUUGGAAUAGGAUGCACCCGACUGGAAGCAUGAUGUACGAUGCAACCCGUAGUCGUCGUACWAGCACACAAGACGACCACCGAGCCAUGCAGAGAGCCGGUUCUGAAUCUCUUAUACGAACUGACUUAGAUCAUUCAAAAGAGAUCAUCAAAUCCGAAAUUCGAAAGCAACUCAAGAUAAAAGAAGGUGCCGAGAACUUGAAGAAAGUUGCCACAGAUAAAAAAUCUUUGUCACAAUGCAACGCAAUUUUAAAAGAAUCGAGCGCCAAACUACAAGAUCUGCACCAAGAAUUACAGGAUUUGAACGCUAGAGUUAGUGAAGAUCCUAUGUUUGAUAUGGAAGAUGGAAACUCACCAGAAAGAUCUAAUGGUAAUGCCAAUGAUGAACCCCAAAACACAAAGCUAGUAUCACUUCAGAAGCAAAUGGCAGUGGAAAAUAAAGUAAAACAAGGCGCUGAGAACAUGCUUGCUAUGUAUACUAACCUCAAAACCAAAGACAAAUCCAAAAUGCUUGCAGAAGCACAGCAAAUGCUUGAAGAUGCUAAAACCAAAAUGGAAAUUAUAAGAAUGGCAAUAUUGCGAGAGCAACAAGCGGCACCCUUAGCUGAAGAAGGUUCCAGAAAACAAAGUCUGGUAGGAACACGUAAACAAAGUAGUACUUCAGCAUUAGGACUGUCACCUAUUGAAUUACGUGUUGAGGAAGUUCGGCAUCAUAUUGAUAUUGAGUCUAGGGUUAUUCAAGGUGCAAGAAAUAUAAUUAAAUUUUUACAAAAAUCUGGACAGGAGAAGAAAGGAUUACAAGAGGCUGAAAGAAGACUGCAAGAAUCUAGUCAAAAAUUAGACUUAUUACAAUGUUCUCUGGAGAAGCUGAUGCCAAAAGUAUCCCCAGAGCAGGCUGCUAUAGGAAUCUACAAGGAUGAAGGCUUUGGUACACCACCCUCAUAUGCUGAUCGUAAGGCUGUGGGACUUGGGAGACAACAAUAUUCUUCAAUAACGAAACCUGCUGCUCUUACAGGGCAAUUGAAUGUUGUUUUAAUUGGAGCACAAAAACUAUUAACUGUGGUACCCAAUAGAGACCCAAGAAAAACAACUAGUUUAGCUAUGGUUAGUCCUGAUGGCAAGCUAGAUGCACGCCCUGGAUCAAGUAAACGAAAAAGUGGUUACAACAAAUGGAAUGUAGAUGACAGUUUAUCAAAUGAAUUAUGUGCCGUCCUUAAAUUAGAUAACACUUUUGUUGGACAAACCAGCUGGGUUACUUUAGGGGAUAAAUGUUGGCAACAACAAUUCACUAUCGAACUCGACAAGUCUAGAGAAUUAGAGAUAGGAGUACAUUGGAGAGAUCACCGUUCACUCUGYGGAGUAGCUUUCGUCCGACUGGAAGAGUUUGUAGACAAUCAACAACACAAGAUACAAGUCCAGUUAGAACCUCAAGGAACCUUACUAGCUGAGGUAACCUUCUUGAAUCCAAUGGUUACAAGGAAACCUAAACUACAACGACAAAAAAAGCUCUUUCAUAUACACAAAGGAAAAAACUUCUUACGUGCUGGUCAGAUGAACACCAAUGUAGCCACAUGGGCCAGGCUAUUAAAGAGGGCAGCUCCAACAAAUUGUACAACCAACAACACUGCACUCAGUCCUAAUUCAAGUGCCCAGCCUACCCAAUCAACAGGUAGAUCUUCUAGUCAACCUUUUGCUAGUAAUGUGACCACACCACCAAGACCACAGCCCUACAACCCUGAAGCAUCUAAAGGUCCAUCAAAAGCUAUGUCUCCCAAUACCUACCAAGUACCACAUAAUAAUAAAACCACACCCAAAAGACCAGCAGAACGAGAAGUACAGGACGCUUUGUCAGCCUUUGGGUUCCUGGACAGUCCCCAGAGUCCACCAUCAGCUCCUGUCAAAACAAGACCACCCCCUCCUAUCCCUGUCCGGCACAGGGUUCCUUCGCCAGUGAAUUCAAGUCAUAUGUCAAUAAAAAACUUUAGAUGUAUUAGUGUAUUAGGGCGAGGCCACUUUGGCAAGGUUAUAUUGGGAGAAUACAGAAACACUAACGAGCUAUUUGCGAUAAAAGCUUUGAAAAAAGGAGAUAUUAUAGCAAGGGAGGAGGUGGAAAGUUUAUUAGCAGAGAAGAGGAUCUUUCUCACUGCUAACAAAACAAGACACCCUUUUCUUGUUAAUUUGUUCGCCUGCUUUCAGACUGAAGAGCACGUGUGUUUUGUAAUGGAAUACGCGCCUGGUGGCGAUCUCAUGAUGCAUAUACAUGCUGAUGUCUUCUCGGAAUCCAGGACUGUUUUUUAUACAGCGUGUGUAGUGCUGGGACUACAGUACCUACACGACCACGAGAUCGUCUACAGAGAUCUAAAACUGGAUAAUUUACUGCUGGACUCAGAAGGUUACGUCAAGAUAGCUGAUUUUGGUCUUUGUAAAGAAGGCAUGGGUUAUGGCGCAAAAACGGGGACGUUUUGUGGGACACCAGAGUUUCUCGCACCAGAGGUACUAACUGAGACGUCGUACACACGAGCAGUAGACUGGUGGGGAUUAGGAGUGUUAAUAUUCGAGAUGUUAGUAGGAGAGUCACCCUUCCCUGGCGAUGAUGAAGAGGAAGUAUUCGACUCAAUCGUAAACGAUGAAGUUCGUUACCCUCGGUUUUUAUCGACYGAAUCCAUCGCAAUCAUGAGACGGCUUCUCAGACGAAACCCUGAACGUCGGCUAGGUGCAACCGAGAAAGACGCCGAGGACGUGAAGAAACAACCAUUCUUUAGGGACGUCAGAUGGGAAGACCUACUGGCUAGAAAAGUUCGGCCCCCUUUCGUUCCUACAGUAAAACACGCUGAAGAUGUCAGUAAUUUCGAUGAAGAGUUUACUUCAGAAGAACCGGUUCUUACCCCUCCAAAGGAAGCCAGAUCGCUAAGUAUUGAAGAGCAGGGACUUUUCACUGAUUUUGACUAUACUGCUGACUGGUGCUAGCUUAAAAAAGCUCUCCCAAAAAAGCCAUCAGUAAACUAGAUAGCUUACUAAUAGCCCUAUAAUAAGAACUAUUUUACAAUCAUCCACUUGUAAAAUAUAGUAAUUUUAUGAAGCCUCAAGUGAUAUUAUUAUAUUAUUAUUUUUUUUUUUAGUUUUUUUAUUUACUCUUUCAUAAACCUUAUAAUAUCAUUGAGGAGAGAUGUCCAUGCUGUAAAUUGAAAUCUUACAUCUUUCCUAAUUUUCUGCCCGAGAAUCAUGUAUAAAAUMCCCUUGAAUGGAACAAAAAUAUUGUUCUUGUAUUGCAGAAACAACAUUAAAUUUGACAAUCAGUU
Molecule: messenger RNA, 3655 nt
Organism: Actinia tenebrosa (Australian red waratah sea anemone)
Lineage: Eukaryota; Metazoa; Cnidaria; Anthozoa; Actiniaria; Actiniidae
Product: serine/threonine-protein kinase N2
Biological process (GO): signal transduction; protein phosphorylation
Molecular function (GO): protein serine/threonine kinase activity; small GTPase binding; ATP binding
Source: RefSeq, a predicted model, not a curated record